Molecule: messenger RNA, 666 nt
Organism: Charadrius vociferus (killdeer)
Lineage: Eukaryota; Metazoa; Chordata; Aves; Charadriiformes; Charadriidae
Gene: EMG1
Product: EMG1 N1-specific pseudouridine methyltransferase
Exons: 4
Coding region: 7-462 (151 amino acids)
Biological process (GO): rRNA base methylation
Cellular component (GO): nucleolus; small-subunit processome
Molecular function (GO): rRNA (pseudouridine) methyltransferase activity; rRNA binding
Source: RefSeq, a predicted model, not a curated record
CUCCUGAUGCUCAUGGACAGCCCACUGAAUCGGGCUGGUCUCCUGCAGGUUUAUAUCCAUACCCAGAAGAAUGUUCUAAUCGAAGUCAAUCCCCAAACCAGAAUCCCAAGAACUUUUGAUCGAUUCUGUGGUCUUAUGGUUCAGUUGCUGCAUAAACUCAGCGUUCGAGCAGCUGAUGGGCCUCAGAAAUUGUUGAAGGUGAUUAAAAAUCCAGUCAGUGAUCAUCUCCCUGUGGGCUGUAUGAAGAUAGGUACCUCUUUUGCAGUUCCAAAGGUGUCAGAUCUGCGUGAACUGGUUCCUACAGCAGAACCAGUUACCAUUGUUGUGGGAGCUUUUGCCCAUGGCUCAGUCAAUGUUGACUAUACAGAAAAGAUGGUCUCCAUCAGCAACUAUCCCCUUUCUGCUGCCCUGACAUGUGCUAAAAUUACUACUGCCUUUGAGGAAGUCUGGGGAGUAGUAUGAAGUGCUGCUGCUCUCAUCAUGUAUUCCUAUACAGUGACUCCACAUUCUGGAGAGGCUCUUUUACUUCAGUGUGGACCUGGAGGACUUUGGGCUCCUGGAAGGGAAAAGACUUCAAUUUCAUCUUUGUAGCUUCUGGAGCAAUGAAAUUUUAAAUGGACUGCCUCACUGACCUUUUUUCCUCCUAUUAAAGGUCAUUUUUUUAAG